AUGGCGUCGUCAGUGAAGGCCGUUCAAACAUUUGGUAAAAAGAAGACCGCUACCGCAGUCGCGCACGCCAGAGAGGGUCGUGGGCUUGUCCACCUCAAUGGUUCUCCCAUCAGCCUGCUAAACCCGGAGAUUCUGCGACUCAAGGUAUACGAGCCCAUCCUCGUCGUGGGCGAGGAGUCGUUUGGUGUCAUGGACAUCCGUGUGCGUGUUAAGGGUGGUGGACACACGUCGCAGGUGUAUGCCAUUAGACAGGCGAUUGCCAAGGCACUGGUUGCGUACUACGCCAAAUACAUCGAUGCGUACAGUGCGAUGGAGCUGAAGAAGAAACUCGUUGCGUACGAUCGGACACUAUUGAUUGCGGACCCAAGGAGGAUGGAGCCCAAGAAGUUCGGUGGCGCUGGUGCCCGUGCACGCAGGCAAAAAUCCUACCGUUAA
This is a messenger RNA of Fibroporia radiculosa, 435 nucleotides long. RefSeq lists its product as uncharacterized. The transcript has 3 exons. Lineage: Eukaryota; Fungi; Basidiomycota; Agaricomycetes; Polyporales; Fibroporiaceae. Gene Ontology annotation, molecular function: structural constituent of ribosome; RNA binding. Gene Ontology annotation, biological process: maturation of SSU-rRNA from tricistronic rRNA transcript (SSU-rRNA, 5.8S rRNA, LSU-rRNA); translation. Gene Ontology annotation, cellular component: ribosome; cytosolic small ribosomal subunit. The record is from RefSeq and is a predicted model, not a curated record. The coding region runs from base 1 to 435 and encodes 144 amino acids.